GGGUAGUCUUACCGUCUUUGAGCUGUGUUUGCGUUUAAUUUAAACACACAAAGUUUGGGAGUAUAAUCUGGAGAGCGGAAGCGAUACUGACAGCUCGAUAGUAAUAUUAGAUUCCCCCCUCCCACCCAAACUAUGAUUAACAACCGGAAACAGGGAAGAAAAUGGGAAAUAUUAAUUUUCUGCGUGUUAGAAAUAGCUCUCACUAGCUUCAAGUUACCUUUGUUUACAUGCCAUGACUUUGAAUUGCUGGCCUUGAUUAACCAAACGCAGGCACACACACACGCAGGCACACACAAACAAACUUUGCUCCGCUUUAGGAACUCCAAGCAUGCUUACGUUUUGGGUUGGGACAGUUAAUGAAUUGGGGAGGGGGGUGGUGUUGCAAGCGUGUGCCUUCACUGGGCAACGCAGUGGGCAGCAGACUUUUUGCAGCUGCGGUAGAGCAGGCAAGAACUGAAUAGUGCCCUUUCCUCUUUGCUACUCAUGUUUGGCUUCUGUAAGUCAAAUUUUUUUAAACCUCUUUUUUAUUUUUUAUUUUUUUAAACAACAACAACACAAAACAGCUCCCUCCCCAGUCCUGUUCUUUCGAACAGUGAGAACUUUGUAGGGAAAGAGAGAGUUUGCUUAGCCUGAUUUUCUCUCUCUCUCUCUUUAAAACCAGUUAAGUGGUCAGGGGGAUUGGGAAGCUGGCUGGAAGAGGAAGUAGUGUGGAAGGCUCGGGGCAUCUUCCCCAGCCAGCCCUUUCAAGCACUUGUGCGCCUGCCUGCUAAGAGGGACUCUGAACUGGUAAAUAAAGCAGAGGCUUUCCCGGAUGGCCUUUUGGCAUCCCAGCAACUCCGAGCGCUCAAGUUGGCUGAAGGCGGUUCAGCGAGGAAGGAUGCCUCCGAGCCAGCCGAACCCGGGCCAGUACGCGCUGACCAACGGCGACCCGCUGAACGGCCACUGCUACCUGUCGGGCUACAUCUCGCUGCUGCUGCGGGCCGAGCCUUACCCGACGUCGCGCUACGGCAGCCAGUGCAUGCAGCCCAACAACAUCAUGGGCAUCGAGAACAUCUGCGAGCUGGCGGCCCGGCUGCUCUUCAGCGCCGUCGAGUGGGCCCGCAACAUCCCCUUCUUCCCGGACCUGCAGAUCACCGACCAGGUGGCCCUGCUGCGCCUCACCUGGAGCGAGCUCUUUGUCCUCAACGCCGCGCAGUGCUCCAUGCCCCUGCACGUGGCCCCGCUCCUGGCCGCCGCUGGCCUCCAUGCCUCGCCCAUGUCCGCCGACCGCGUGGUGGCCUUCAUGGACCACAUCCGCAUCUUCCAGGAGCAGGUCGAGAAGCUCAAGGCCCUGCACGUCGACUCCGCCGAGUACAGCUGCCUGAAAGCCAUCGUCCUCUUCACGUCAGAUGCCUGUGGCCUGUCGGACGCAGCGCACAUCGAGAGCCUCCAGGAGAAAUCGCAGUGCGCCCUGGAGGAAUACGUGCGGAGCCAGUACCCCAACCAGCCCAGCCGCUUCGGCAAACUGCUCCUCCGGCUGCCUUCGCUGCGCACCGUCUCCUCGUCGGUCAUCGAGCAGCUCUUCUUCGUCCGCUUGGUAGGUAAAACCCCCAUCGAGACCCUCAUUCGAGACAUGCUGCUCUCCGGCAGCAGCUUCAACUGGCCUUACAUGUCCAUCCAGUGUUCCUAGAGCACCUCGCGGCCUCCCCCGCUAGAGACCCCGCGGAAGUCCAGCACCCGGCGCCCUAGGGCGACCCAGGCACGCUGGGGGCGCGCGCGGCACGGCUGGGGGGGUCCCGAGGAGGAGGAGGAGGACAGACAGACAGACAAACCCACCCUCCCACCCACCCAUCUAAUCAGAAACCUCAGACACUGAAAGAAAGACUCGCUUAGGAUCAGACCCGGGCUGAGAGGCGGAAAGGACACCUCGUGCUUGUGGAACAAACAAUAACACAGAGAUGGGAAACUUAAAGCAAAACAAAACAAAAAGGACCGAAGGGAUUUUAAUAUAAACCCCAAAGGAGACUAGAAUGGACCUUCCUGGAUUUAUGAUGGACUGAGGUGGAUAUCGUCUGUACAGCAAACACACAGUUUAAAAACAAAACAAAACAAAACACAGAGAGAGCAAAACUGAAGCAGAAUUGACUGGUGUAGUGGGGGGAAAGGGGGAGGCUCCCACCCGCAGUCAAAUACUUACCACGAACAUUGUUCUUCAUUUUGUAAUAUAUUAGUCUUUAUUUUCACUUUUUUUGUAAAAUUUAAAACAUCGUAUGAGCAUAAAGGAAAAAAACCACCAUAAGAAACAAACCAGAAUUAGGGGGGGAAAUAACAUUUUCCAAAUAAUUAUUAAAAAAAAACAAGGAAUUGUUCUGUGUGUAUGUA
Messenger RNA from Hemicordylus capensis (graceful crag lizard), 2361 nucleotides. RefSeq names its product nuclear receptor subfamily 2 group F member 1 (gene NR2F1). Bases 812 to 1669 code for a protein of 285 amino acids. Gene Ontology annotation, molecular function: RNA polymerase II cis-regulatory region sequence-specific DNA binding; zinc ion binding; nuclear receptor activity. The transcript is spliced from 3 exons. The record is from RefSeq and is a predicted model, not a curated record. NCBI's taxonomy places the organism in Eukaryota, Metazoa, Chordata, Lepidosauria, Squamata, Cordylidae. Gene Ontology annotation, biological process: cell differentiation; anatomical structure development; positive regulation of transcription by RNA polymerase II.